Frankliniella occidentalis (western flower thrips) is the source of this 1808-nucleotide messenger RNA. Its product is annotated as putative GTP-binding protein 6. Lineage: Eukaryota; Metazoa; Arthropoda; Insecta; Thysanoptera; Thripidae. Gene Ontology annotation, molecular function: GTP binding; ribosome binding. Gene Ontology annotation, cellular component: cytoplasm. The record is from RefSeq and is a predicted model, not a curated record. The transcript has 2 exons. The coding region runs from base 186 to 1724 and encodes 512 amino acids.
GGGGGAAUAACAUCAACAAGCGGCAAGCGGCGCGGACGACUGCAGCAGACCGAAAUUAGGAUAUGAGUUUCUAUUUAAAUUCGCUUUCCUAACGCAUUGUCAAUGACGAAAGCUGGUAUAGAACUUCAUAUUGAAUCUCCAAAUUAUUGUUUGGAAGUCUCUACUGAACUUAACUUUGAUUCAAGAUGAUCAAAACAUCUCUGCAUUUACUUCGUCGUUUCGGUGCCUUUCACUCUUAUACUAAUAGACAUUUGAAUUCAUGUGGGAGUUUGAUUCUUCCAAGAAUUCGUAAUAAAGCAUCAGUUAAUUUUCAAACUGUACGAGAUUUCUGCAGUGACUGGGAUUUGGAUGUAGAAAGUGUACUCAAGGAUAACAGCUAUGAAGAAUUUUCAGAAAGAAUAUUUAGAUUAUCCCAGCAUGGUCACAAUGUUUUGGUUAUCCAACCUUUUAUCAAACAUCAGUCAAGCUGGGAAGAGGGCAAAUUAAAGAAUACUACUCCCGAAUUGCAGUUAGAAGAGGCUGAGGCACUCAUUGAUACAUUGUCUCAAUGGAAAGUAAGUGAUUCCAUGCUGCUUGGAGUGCCUAGUUUUAACAGAACAUAUUUUUUUGGUUCAGGGCAAGUGGCAAGAAUAAAAGAGAUCUUGAACAAGAAGAAGAGUAUUAGUGCUAUAUUUGUGAGCACUAACAUAUUAAGGGCAAGGCAGAUAAUAAACUUGGAACUAGAACUUAAUGUUCCAGUGUUUGACCGGUAUACUAUUGUCAUACAGAUAUUUAGACAACAUGCCAAUACUAAAGAAGCAAAACUUCAAGUUGCUAUGGCAGAGCUUCCAUAUCUGAGGCAAUGUGUGAAAGGUUUUCCUUUAGGUCUCUCUGACCGUCUUGCCUCAGGAAGUGUUAUUGGUGGAUUGGGAAGAGUGUUGCCCCAAAAAAGAAAAGACCUACUUAAGGACCGUGAACAAAAAUUAAAGAAGGCUAUAGCGUCAUUAAGGAAGCAUCGAGAGCGCUUGCGAAGCAGUCCUAAAAUUGGCUCUUAUCCAAUUGUUGCUGUAAUGGGUUAUACUAAUGCAGGGAAAACGUCACUUAUCAAAGCUUUAACUGGUAAAGAUUCUUUAAAACCAAGAAAUCAGCUGUUUGCCACUUUGGAUGUAACAAAACAUGAAGGACUACUCCCUUGUAAUUUGAGGGUACUUUAUGUUGACACAGUAGGUUUUAUAACCAACAUACCUACAGACUUAAUAGAGUCAUUCACUGCAACACUAGAGGAUGCUAUUCAUUCAGAUGUCCUUAUUCAUAUUUGGGAUGUCAGCAACCCUGAUUUUCUACAACAGCAACAGCAUGUAAUGGAUACCCUUAAACGGUUGGAGUUUGGAGGAAAUCUAGAAAAGAAGGUUUUUGUUGUUGCUAACAAGAUUGACCGUAUUGCCAAAGAUAAAUUAUUAGAAUUAAAAAUGCAGAUCCCUCAAAAUAACACGUUUUUUGUAUCUACCAAAACUGGAGAAGGAAUGGGUGAAAUGCUGGAUAAUUUGCAGAAAAAAAUUAUUGUGGCCACUGGCCGGACUCGCUUGAAGAUUAGAGUGAAAACUGGUGGAAGUGAAGAAGAGUGGAUCAGGAAAGAACUUCCUGUUGUGGGCAUGGAGCUAGAAAAUGAUUCCGAACAUACUGUUUUUUCUGUUAUUGUUACUAAAGCUCAAAUGGAUAUUUUUAAGCAUAAAUUCCUGAACUGAAAGUUUGUUUUCUUCUUUUUGUGUUGUCUCUGAACUUGUACUGUUUAAACAAUUCAAUUAAAAAAUUGUCUGGAUCAACAUACA